This is a messenger RNA of Volvox carteri f. nagariensis, 1200 nucleotides long. RefSeq lists its product as uncharacterized. NCBI's taxonomy places the organism in Eukaryota, Viridiplantae, Chlorophyta, Chlorophyceae, Chlamydomonadales, Volvocaceae. The transcript has 7 exons. Bases 1 to 1200 code for a protein of 399 amino acids. The record is from RefSeq and is a predicted model, not a curated record.
AUGGUGGUGCAACUGUCGCUGCUAGGUUACGUGCUCGUACCCAUCUUCACGUACGACAAAUGGUGGCUGGUGCUGCUUUACGGCAUGUUCAUGCUCGUAAUCGCUUCGCUUGAGGCCGUACAGCGCCCGAGCUACUCUUUCCAGGGUAUGUUGCUCAACACGUUGCUGUCCAUGGCCUCCGCCACGGGGCUGCUGCUCAGCUACCUGGUGCUGGUGGUGCUGGGGUUGCGACCCGUGUGGGAGGCGCAGUACGUCAUUCCCCUGGCCGGCAUGUUGCUCGGGAACGCCACGUCAGCAGUCAGUGUGGGGCUCAGUGCGGUACUGGAGGACCUGGCGGCGAACCGGGCCGUGAUUGAACACCUUUUGGCGCUUGGAGCCAACCGCUUUGAAGCCACGGAUGAUGCCAUGUCCAUGACGCCGUUGCUAAACCAAAUGAGUGUUAUGGGUAUCGUGUCCAUUCCAGGGAUGAUGACCGGUCAAAUCCUGGCUGGCGGGAAUCCAACGCAGGCGGCUCGCUACCAAAUGGUCAUCAUUUUUAGCCGCCGGCAAGCCGCCUCCAGCGCCGCCGCCGCCGCAAACCCCGACCAGCUGUUCAGCGCCAACAGCAGUGCAUCGAGCAUAUUGGGGGAGAUGCUGGCGGCAACGCACGGCUUGCCGGGUGGCGGCGGCGGCACGUCGCCCUUAUCAACACGCUCCGCUGCUGCCGGGGCGUCGUCGACGGGGGCCCCCACCGUGACGCCGCCAAGGUUGUCCUGGGAGGAGCGCCACUGGGACCAAGAAGCAGCCGAAGUUAUUGGUCGCGGCGGCGGCGGCGGCGGCAGCAGUAGCGCCGUCGCUCCCGUGUACCGUGAAGGAGGUGGCGGUGGCGAUGCAGCGUCGGAUCUGGCGGCGGCGGCGCAGGAGCAGCAGCAACAGCAGCAGCAGCCGCUGCUAGGGCUGGAACCGCUUUCGCCGCCGCCGUCGGCGGCGGCGGCCGGCGGCGGCCGGACAGGGGCAUCUUCAGUACUUAGCAGUAGCGUGUCGGCGGUGGUGGCGGUGGGCGGGUGGCUGGGCUCUCAGGCGUCAGCGGGCUGGGGAUCUGCCUGGGGGGUGUUGGGGUGGUGGCGGUCGCCUGGAGCGGUGGCAGCACCGCCGCCGCCCCCGCCGCCGCCGGCAACGGCGCCGGCAGCAACGCCGGUAACGGGUGGACCUGGCCCGUAG